GGAAGUGCCAUUGCGACGACCUACAUGGCAGGGGGCGUGGCUAGAUUCGUGUGCGAGGCCGGCUUCGAACUGAGUCACGUGGUCAACUUAACCUGCCAAUCAGAUGGUACCUGGAGUGCUGGCGAUAUCCCGACAUGCAUCAGUGAGGCAUCCGGGCAGACGACUAUGACCUCUAUGACCUCUAUGACUAUGAAGCCACAUGGGCUAGUUCUGUCGACGCCCGCUAUCAUCGGAAUAUCUGUGGGAUCGGUAAUUCUGAUCGUUUUGAUCAUUAUUGUCAUCAUUUUGAUCUGCCGACCAAAGAAACGUCCACCGUCGAUCGGGAAGGUGAACUUUUCAAAAGACCAGGCUAAAGUUCAUGGAAAUCCUACCUCACCUAUGCUUAGUCCUGGCAACUGAUAAACUUAAAUAUAACGAGUGGAUCGACGUGUAAGGACAUAGCUAUUAUGUUGAUAUAUCUGCAAUGCAUGCAAUUGAGCUGAUGACUAUAUAAACGCUUUUUGUUGGCUCUUUUACUUUUCAUAAUUGUGUAUUAAUAGUUUUUUAAAUCACAGAAAACGUUUUGAUGCUAUUACUCAGAUAUAAAUGACUUUGAUAUUAAGCACAUAAAAUGUACUAUUAAACUAUAUAUGUGUAGCUACGUCUUCUAAAUUUUCCGAUUAAAAUCAAAUUCGGCUGUCAAUAGGAACUAUAUAGGUUGGCACCGUGUUGGUCAACGUUUUCUCAAUGAUAACCAUUAUCUAUAACCAUUGUCCAUGUCAUAUCUUAAUUGUGUGAAAAUUUAAAAACGGUGAUAUCCAGAUAUCAAUGUGAUACCACUUUGGAAACGAUAAUCAUUCAACAUGAAAAACCUAAUGAAUCCUAUCAUAGAUGUUCAUUUUCUCGUAGAUCCAUUUUGUAAUUCUAGAAUGAACGGACAUAUGUUUCCUGUUUAGCAUAUCUAUCUUUGGCUUAUGGAUCGCAACUUUAUUCAAAUUAAGCUUAAUUGUAAUUAGGGGGAAAUUCUUUGAAUUUACCCAAUAUAGGAAUUACAUCGGUAUUUUGGGGAUAAUAGUAAUAAGUAUGUUUUUAGUUGUUUCCUUGUUGUUGCUUUUGCUUUUGCUGUGCUGUUUCAUUAGUUUGUUUGGGGGAGAUUGGUUAAGUUUUGUAUUUUUUUUUUUUUUUUAAUCCAUUUGGGGCAGACAUAUUUUUGAAAAGGUUGAUUAAUCAGAGCGCGUUUCUAUUUCUUUAAGAGCGCCAUCUGCGAACAAAGAAUGUCUAGCCAUUUCUCUUGCAUCGAGAAUGACGUAGGGGGAGGUAAUCCAAAGUUCGUUAGCUCCAGCUUGAUUUAAGAUCGGUGUAACAAAAACAUUUAGAACGCUUUGCAUGAAAUCUUAUUGAGCUUUCUGUGUUUGAAUAUUAAACAAACUUAAUUAUUUACAC
Molecule: messenger RNA, 1422 nt
Organism: Strongylocentrotus purpuratus (purple sea urchin)
Lineage: Eukaryota; Metazoa; Echinodermata; Echinoidea; Camarodonta; Strongylocentrotidae
Exons: 4
Coding region: 25-399 (124 amino acids)
Source: RefSeq, a predicted model, not a curated record